UAUUGAACAUGCUGCGGCCGGGGUGCCUGGAUUGAGCUCCGCGUGAUACACACAGUUAGUGCUUCCCAUUUUUUUGGCAUUUGUGAGUUGGGAAAAAAGUGAAUGGUGUAGUUUCCAGUAGAGACCGUUGCAUUCUUACUCUUGUUUUGGUUGUAGCUCCUUCUGUUGAUCUUAGCUAAGUGCUAUAAACUGUACUAUAACGUGGAGUGGUAUAAUAUGCUACGAAAUGGCAGAUGACAAUCAGAAAGCAAAGGCCGAUGUUGGGAAGAAGAAGGAGGAUUUCGAGUUUGCGAAAAUCCUUGGAGAAGGAUCAUAUUCUACUGUCGUCCUCGCCAAAGACAAAUCCAAUGGCCAGAAAUAUGCCAUGAAAAUUUUGGAGAAGAAACACAUCAUCAAGGAGAAAAAGGUUGCGUAUGUGAAUCGUGAGAAAGAGGUACUCAGUAAGAUUAAGCACCCGCUGUUCGUUCGCUUAUACUUCACUUUCCAAGACUCUGACAAGCUCUACUUCGGCCUGAGUUUCGCGGAGAGAGGCGAGAUCACUCCAUAUCUACGGAAAGUAGGCUGCUUUGAUGAGACCUGCACGAAAUUCUACACUGCGGAAAUUGUUGAAGCCCUGGACUAUUUGCACCAGCUGAGAAUAAUUCAUCGAGAUCUGAAACCUGAAAAUAUUCUCCUCAAUGAGCAGUGGCACGUUCAAAUUACAGAUUUUGGAACUGCCAAGGUGCUGGAGCCUGGUAGCAGUCAAUGCCGUGCUGAUUCGUUUGUUGGCACUGCUGAGUACGUCUCUCCAGAGUUGCUAACGAGCAAGAAUGCGUGCUAUGCGUCGGACCUGUGGGCGCUGGGGUGUAUUCUGUUUCAAUUUACUGCUGGCUUCCCUCCGUUUCAUGGCGCGAAUGAAUACCAGUGCUUUCAGAAGAUCACGAAAGGCGAGUACUCUAUCCCAGAUGGGUUUCCUGCGCCAAUUGCUGAUCUGAUUGAGAAGAUCUUAAUCCUUGAGCCGACUGAGCGUCUUGGAGCUGAGGAGAAGGGAGGGUUUGGUCCAUUGAAGCAGCAUGACUUCUUUGAAGAUAUCAAAUGGGAUACUCUGAUGGAGCAGAAGCCACCGCCAAUCAAGGCAUAUUUGCCUGGUCAGGAUCUACACAGUGAUAUGAAUGUACUGGAUGGCAUGGAUGCUGAUGGUCAAGAUGACUUUGAUGGUAGCUUGCUUUUAGCCGGUCUGGGUCUAGCCGAUCAGUCCAAGCCGCUUGCAUCGCAAAGCGACGAUCGCAAAGCACUACUGGCAAAGCAGGAGAGCAACUCACCCUGGUCACCGUUCUGCAAUGGUGAACUCAUUCUGAAGGCUGGACUUGUCGACAAGCGGAAAGGUUUCUCGUGCAAGCGCCGCCAGCUAAUCUGCACAGAUGGACCGCAUCUGUACUAUGUCGACCCAGUGGCCAUGGUCUUAAAGGGUGAAAUCCCCUGGUCAGAACACAUGCAGCUGGAGAUGAAGAACUUCAAGACGUUCUUCAUUCACACGCCAAACCGCACGUACUUCCUGGAAGACCCGAGUGGCGAGGCGCAGCAAUGGGUCACCUUGAUAGAAAACCUCCAAAAGAAGAAGAAAAGCGUAAACUGAUGAGGAGUGUGUCGUUAUGACUGUAGAUGUCUAAAUUGUUUAACACGAAUACUGGCUACACUGGCGUUGUACAGGUUGCCACUGCUGAGCUGGUGCUGCCGCUGCUGCUGUCAGCUCAGCUACCUCUGCCAGUUAAUAUUAUUCUUGAAGCAGCUGUGGUAGGUUGACUGGUGUGCGUUUACCAUGACUGCUUAUUACAUUGUACAUAGCUACGCUGCAUAUUGCGCAUUACAUAUUGCCUGCUUUUACCGGUUAUUGUCGGAAUUCUCUAUUUUAUAGUUGUUUUUCAAAGAGAUAUGCUAAUUCCCUCUCCCCUAUCCACAAACGGCUUUUAUUUGCUUUGGUUGUGCUUGUGUCGUACCGACACCAGGCAUUCGCAUUUCCCAACUACUCUUUCUUUUCCUUUCCUUGUGGCUAUUUUUUAUGUUUAGCAUAACUCUUCUCUCUCUCUCUCUCUCUCUCUCUCUCUCUCUCUCUCUCUCUCUCUCUCUCUCUCUCUCUCUCUCUCCCUCCCUCCCUCUCCCGGUAUCACCCAUGCAUAGGAUUAGUGAUAGUAUAUGCACAGGUAGUAGUGCUGCUGCCGUGGGUGGAUAGUCCACUGUGGCCUUUUUGCCCACACUGUCAGACACCAGGUUGACGUAUGCACAAUUUCUCAUAUUUUCUUAAUCCUAUUAUUGUAAGCGGUGAACUUGACAAUUAGUGGCACUGCACUCUGCUCACUGUACCCCAUAGCAGUGAUUACAUAGCGUGUACCUACCACAUGGCAUUUGUAUUUAUUUCUACUGAAUGCCAUCACAACUUCCAGUGUGUGCAUA
Messenger RNA from Sycon ciliatum, 2430 nucleotides. RefSeq names its product 3-phosphoinositide-dependent protein kinase 1-like. Bases 227 to 1615 code for a protein of 462 amino acids. The transcript has a single exon. Gene Ontology annotation, molecular function: ATP binding; protein serine/threonine kinase activity. Gene Ontology annotation, biological process: peptidyl-serine phosphorylation; intracellular signal transduction. The record is from RefSeq and is a predicted model, not a curated record. Lineage: Eukaryota; Metazoa; Porifera; Calcarea; Leucosolenida; Sycettidae.